Messenger RNA from Siniperca chuatsi (mandarin fish), 10102 nucleotides. RefSeq lists its product as uncharacterized. The coding region runs from base 1032 to 2834 and encodes 600 amino acids. The transcript is spliced from 13 exons. NCBI's taxonomy places the organism in Eukaryota, Metazoa, Chordata, Actinopteri, Centrarchiformes, Sinipercidae. The record is from RefSeq and is a predicted model, not a curated record.
AAGCUGUAUCUUAUGAAAACUAAGGACUUGUGUGCUUUAGCGGUGGUGCCUGUAUGAUACAAACAUCACCGCAGAGCUGCUGUCUGGAAGCUGCUCACUAAAUAAAAUGGACACCUCAGAAACGCCAUCUGGAGUCCGUCUGGUGCUACUGUAUGUGGGGAAGCAUCUUUAAAGAAAAGCCAGAUCAAGCUCUGUACUGUAACACUGAUUGUCAGCCUUUGUCAGUAGAUUAUUAACAGACUGUCAGUGUUCGAGCGCAUCUGCUGAAAUUGGCUUUAAUGUGUGUGUGUGUGUGUGUGUGUCUUGGAUCAGAGUGACAGCUGAGUGUUGCAACACUCAGUCAAGCCUUCACCUCGGACCCAGUCUGACAUAAAAACAAAUGUGUGUGUCUGUUUGUUCAAACGGUCGAGGAAGAACCGUUUGAACGUUUACAUGUGAUUACGCACCGAGUCUGAAGUUAAUCUGACCUCAGGCUGAGCUCUAAGAAAAAGAUAGAACGAUAUUUUGACAAAUCAGUACAUCAGGACAAAAUUAACAAUAUAUACCGACACGUCUACGUUCUGAAACGAGCGAUUUACGACACAUUUGUCCCGUGAAGACAGUUAGUACAAGCAAACCUCACGGGGGAAAAGUAAGAUAGAUUUAUAGGAUAAGAAUACAAAAAUGUUCUUGCAUGACUUUGUCCCAUCUCUACCACCAGCAGGUCAAAACCUCCACCUGUCCAACACUUUAGUUCAUGACAGUACUAACGACUGAGCCCUCAGUAGCCUCAGUUGUACGGAUGCUAACAGAGCAUGCUGAUAAAAGCACUACCAGGCUACUACAGGACAGACACACACCCCCACCCCACCUUACCUAAUGUGUCGUUUGGAGCUUAGGUAAAACUGCAGCACGUCACAGUACUGCACAGACUCAGCAUGUGCCCCUAACACUGAAUAAAAGUCUGAAAAUUUAGACUUUUACCAAAGAAAACAGCUUCCUGCCACCGAAAAGACUUCCUGACUGAGAGGGGGAGGCUCAACGCUGUCAGAAUGGAGCUGAGCACCAGUGAGGGCCAACUGUGCAUCAGCAUUGACGCCAACGCAGUCAGACUGCUGCCAACCACAGUGAGACAACAAAAUAACUUUCAUUUAACUUGGAUCAGUUUUCAGUAUCUAAUGUAUGUCCAUCUGGAGGACUUUGACCUCCCUCCGUUAGUGCUGAGGAGGUUCUGCGGUGAUCCCGACUCCGUCCUCGACCCCACCUCCACCGGAAGAGCCAUCUGGUGUCACGUCCUGCCCAGCAUGAAGAAAGGCCAGAUUAUCACCAUCAGCCGUCAGUUGCCCAGAGACGGACCAUUUAGGACCUACAGAGACCUGCAGAACCACUGGAACCGCCUGUAUGGUUACAGACUCCCUGAGCUUGCAGAGGAGGAGGUGGUGUACUGCAGCGUCUACUUCAGACUAGUGGGACAGAGGCUCUUCACCUACCCUCUGAGCUGUAUCCGCCUGCAGCCGCUGCAGCGCUGCCCUCGGGCCGACCUGCAGGGGGCGCUGGGCUCCUUCCUGUCUGACGUCAGGGCCAGGCUGCAGAGCGUGUGUGGCUUCCCUGCACGUCUGACCAGCAAACCCCGUUACCACACAGUCAGUCUGAACACUGCUGCAACAGUACAGGUGCUGAGUGGUGAGCAGAUCAACUUGACCACCUCCUCCUCCAUGAGGCCGGUCCUCACUCAGCUCCCUGCUCCUCCUCCUCCUCCUCCCCGACCUGUGAAGCCCCCCUUCGGGUCACAGCCUCCAGCCUGGGCCCCUCUCUCCCAGCAGGACGGAGCCCAGGGGCCUCUGGGUAAUGGAUGUGGAUUUGGAGGAAGACUGACACAAAGUCAAGGAUGUAGAGGAGACGGAGCUUGGCCUUCAUCGUCGUCCUCCUCCUCACGUGUUUCUUUUUCUGAUUCCUCGGGUUACCAGUCAGCUUCUUCUGUCUCCUCCUCUUCCUCUUCUCUCCCACUCUUCCAGCCAGCUUCAUCCCUGACCUCCUCCUCCUCCUCCUCCUCCACCCUUUCGUCCUCCUCCGUCCUCUCCCCUCUUCCUCCCCCGAGUCAAACCCCGGUGAUCCCUGCUCCCAAACUGGUUCCCAUCUUCAAGAACAAGUGUCCAUCGCGCCACGUCAACGUCGCCCUGCUGCGGGUCCAGAAGCAGAGGGAGCAGCUGGGCGGAGCGGGGGAGGAAAGGAGGAGGGUGACACUACCUGCCUUUAAGAAGAAGACUCCCGCCACUGCUUCUUCUUCUUAUUCUUUGUCUUCUGUUUCUUCUUUGUCAGCUGCAUCCCUCCCAAUUCCUCCUCUGCCAACCAUUCCUCGCUUCAACCGUCGCCCCAGAUCUCACAGCGGCACCACUCCUCAACCGACAGGUCACCCCAAACUCAAGCACCUCCUCAGCCUCAGCCCCGCGUCAAAGUCUAAACCUGGGCUGAUCCUCACUCCAAAGCCGGAGGUCAAACCCAAGUCCAGCCUCAAAACCAACGUGAGGACCAGCUGUGAAAGCAAUACUGCUGCUAACUCCAGCCGUAAAGCUGCACCACCUGAGCCUCCUCGACCUCUGACGUCUUCUGACGUCUCCUACAAAGAUACCUCCACCAGCAGCCGAGGGGGAGUUGCGUUCGAGACAAAGCCGAAGAAAUCCAGAUCUGCGAUACAAGACGUGGAUGUGGAGAAAAUGGCCAGAAGCAACCAGUUGUCCAAGCUGAACUCUGCGACUCUGCUGUCCUGGUUGAGAGGAAGAGGAGCGCUCGUCAGUGCCAAACACAAGAAGCAGGAGCUGAUGCUGAAGGUCAUGGCCUGUCUGGCCGAGGCCUGAGACACACACACACACACACACACACACACACACACACACACACACACGACUUACUUUGGAGUAUUACCGCUGUGCUAAACGCUCCUCAUUUAAGGAUUUGAUGUAAAAUCUGGCCGUCUUAUCGGUCUGAAACAAAGAGUGGAACAGAUGAGAGCAUCUCAUCCUCGCUAAGUGAGACGCUGAAUAUUUGCCAAAUAAAGUCAGAUAAAGUCCCGGCGGCGUCCACAGGAAGUGACAAAUUUAAACUUUUCUCUCUCCUCUCUUUGGUUUUGUUUGAUUUGAAGCAUCGCAGGUUGUUCGGGUUGGUGAACGGUUUAAAUCACCUUACAGGAGUUACGAUGUUUAAAUCUUUUUGAAUGCAGCUUUAACCGUCUGUCAUCUAUCGGGUAAAACUUUUAGCUGUUCAUUUAUACAGGAGCUGCUUCAUGUUUUGACUUCCUUAAGUUAUCUACCUCUCGGAAAUACACGCAUUAAAAUAAACCACUUUUAAAGGUAUGUUGUCCUGUUUUUGAGGCGCAAAUCCUUUUUUCUGAAUGUUGUUCAAAAAAAGGUGUUUUGAAUUUCAAAACCUUUUAUAUUUUCAUAGAAAAUAUUCUGUAUUCUGUAUUCUGCAACCAAUAUUUGCUUAUUUAUACAGUAGCUGCUUGCUUGUUGUUCAGAAAUGUACAAUUAUAUUUAUAUACUGAAGCUCUGUGGAUAAAAAAGGAUUUUUAGAAAUUGCAAUGCGUAUUUUUUAUUCGCUAAAAUCUGAAGCCAGUCGUUCUGUUAUUACACUCAUUGUCAUCUCCCCCUUUGUUCUCCAGGUUGUCCGUGCAGCUGUUUGACGCACGCACACACACACACACACACACACACACACACACACACACACAGAUGUGUCCAGUCGUCCAUGUAUUAGUGUAAAUGAUACGGCAGGCGUUUCUCUCAUGGUGUGUUUGUGUGUUUUAGGUCACAUUCACAUUCCUGCAGGCGAGCUGAGUCUUGUUCUGUGUGUGUGUGUGUGUUCGGUUUGUAUGCGUGUGUGUGUGUGUGUGUUUGGUUUAUGUGCGUGCGUGUGUGUGUGUGUGUGUUUGGUUUAUGUGCGUGCGUGUGUGUCCGCAUACAUCAGGGUUUUACAGUAAAUCGUUUCAACGUCCAGAUUUACACACACCAGAACGUUUCAGCAGAAUCAUUCCCAUCAUGCUUCAGUCAGGAGGGUUUGGCGUGCACCACAUUGUGUGUGUGUGUGUGUGUGUGUGUGUGUGUGUGUGUGUGUGCGGUAAUGUUAGUUGUGAAGCAGGCGUCAGCUGUGUGUUAAUGAUGCAUCACAACUGUUGACUUUUUCUGAAAUAUAUAUAUAUCUUAUUCUGAAACAACACAGCUUCAUAAUAGCUAACAAUGCUAAAGCUAGCUACUGGGAGCUUCUUUAGUUUAGCUUGUAGAGCUAGCUUCAGUAACUCCAUAUGUUUUCAUAGAGAGUUGCUUUUUUCUGUAUUCUGACAUAAAUGAGAAACAAUUAUUCUGUUAGUUUGUUGUUUUGUUAGCAACAGUUACAGCUUUGCCAGCGUGCUAGUGGCUAAAACUCCUUUUAAUAAGUACUAUUGUUGUUUAUUUAAUAUUUCUGUUGUUAGAGGCCUUUAUUGAACACCAUUUCCCAUAAGCCCUUGACCCGUGGUUUCCAACGUUUUUUGACCUGUGAGCCUUUAAAGCGAGGCCGUGUCUGUCUCGCCGCCUCUCGUCACAGGUCACGGUCUCAGCGUGGACGUCGGAGGGAUUUUUCCUUCUCAGAUUCUUUCAUUUGAAGAAUUUCGAGCGGCCAGAAGAGUCGAAAAAAUAUCUUGAGAAAAAUCUUUUUAUCCUUUUAAUCAACUGUGAUCCCUCAGAUUUAUCUUGUGACCCCUCGGGGGAUCUCAGCCCCCAUGUUGGGAACUGUUGCCCUAGACCACCGCAGGUUAAACAUCCCCCGCUGUAACUUCAUACAGAAAUGACCGGAACAUCACGUUUCAACUCUUUACUGAACAAAACUCUGCAGUUUUUACAUUGUUCACAACACUUGUCUCACGUUAGUUACUUCCUGGAUUGGCUUAGACAUUACUGUCACCUUGAAGCCUCUUCUAUCAGUCCCUGUACUCCCUUACAAUACAAACCAAAUGUUUUUGUGUUUGUUGCAUUUAACCUUUUUAACUGUACGUUUUAACUACUGUAUAUGAAUAAGUAUACAGCUUACAAUAAUAAGCUAUAUAAGACAUAGCUACAACGUUUUAAAAAAUGUUUUUAGAAGAGUGUUGGAGGACAUGGAUGAGGAAAAAAACAACAGUUACGGCCGUGUAUUUUGUGUGCGGUCAUGCUGGGAGCUGUAGUUUUUAAUUUCGAUCAUUAUCAAGCUAACUUUCUAAUAGUAGCUGUAGUAGAUCGUAGAAUAAAGGAUACUGAACCCCAGGAACACGCUUCGUUUUUUCAGACUGAGAACAUACAGAAGCUAGUAGAAUAAAGGCUAGACAGGAAGUGAUGUCGGGAAAAUAACUUUAGCCCUGUUUAUUGUUGGAGAACAGCGCCCUCUACCUGUGUGGUGCUGUAAAGUCACCCAGCAGAUUUCCCUCUGACCAGUUGGUUCACUGAAGCCAAUAGAUACUGACAGUCUGUUCAAUUAUGGUCUCAUUUGUUUUCAUUGAUUAUAAUAACGUCUCUACAUAAUGUGUGUGUGUGUGUGUGUACUCUUCAAAUCCGUCUCUUCCUGGGAACGAGGCUGGAAAAUCUAAACUCUCUCUACGAAAAUAUACCGAGCUCAGAUGAUGUGUGAUCCCUGUGCGUUGGGUUAUUAUGACUGAGAGGAAAUAUUUGCUCAGUGUAAACAUCUUCGUGCUCCGCUUAAUGAGACGGGCUCUUCUCCGGAUGACAGGCGUGUAAUCUGCUCUAAAUAUAACUGCGAUAAUAAAACAUGCUAACAUUAGCUAUUGGCCUGCUGGAGAGAGAUUUGUGUGUGUUUAUGUUCGGAUUUCGGCUUCCAAAUGUGAAGCAAAAGGAGGAUUUUCCAAAUAAAUGUCAGUCUGAGAGAGUCAUCGGAUCAGUCGGUCUGUAGGAAGUGUUUCCAGGAACAUAGGACACACAUGUUUGUAUUCAAAGUGGAAAAAAUCUUCACAAUGAACAUCUAUAACAAUCAUUUUGCUGUCACAGUGAACAUUUUAUUAAAUAUAUCUCCAUUCGUCAACUGAUGAGUCACUUUUUGGCUCUGCGAUCAGAGCUUUUUCAGUUAUUUAAUGUUCAUGUUUUAUCCCCUCAAAAGUACUUGAAACUGUCCUGAAGCAGAUCUUCUGGCAUUGAUAACAAGGUUACUACAUCCAUAUGUUGCCAGUUCACUUCAGUGAGACUGAGACAGCGUCUGCCGUUAGUUCAGAUGCCUAAAGGCCCCAACCAGCAUUUAAAAUGGCGAAACUGUGCAGCAAAAUUAGUUCGUAUCAGUUGAAUUGUCACCAUCCGUGGAUUCGCUAACGAGGGCAAAUUAAAAUCGCACAUAUCUCAUUUAUUUUUCACGUCGUACUCAACUGCAAAUUUGCCGUCGUGACGGUGCUGGCCUUUGAGGGAAGGGAUCGUAGCUUAUUAGCCGAGUGUAAACUGCUCCACAACUGAGACCUGCUUCACACACUGUCAGGAGACAGGAGGGCAUCAUGCUAACGUGUCUCCGGAUAAAACCGGGUGAACUUAUUGUCCCGUUAGCGACUGAGCUAGUUAGCAAGCUUUUGUCCCUCUUCAGUAACUGUUUAUUGAAUGAAAUGAACCGUGAGAACAAAUUGCCAGGGUGAGUAAACAGCCCGGCAUGUUAGCCAUUAGCUCGCCAGGUACAGUUUCUGUUGUGACUGGGAACUAAAACAAACUGGGAUUAUGCUUAACUGACAAAGACCAGAGGCGGAAGUAUUGUUACACAUCGUUAAAACUUUGCAGGGAGGAGGUUGGGGUGGAUAAGUGGGUCAGCAAAGUGUGGGAUAUUGACGCCGCUGUUAGUUUCCUGUUAGCAGCUAGCCUGGCUCUGUCCGCCUCUUAUAUACUACAUAAGUCAGAUGAGUUCUGUGUCUUUCCUGAAAAAAGUGCUUGUGUUUUUGAGAUAUUAGCUCGUCUCCUGGUAUCUCAGCAGCCACCUGUUGAUUGCCUCUCGGUGUUGCUGGCGGCGGCGGCAGCGGGGGGCGGGGGAUCAUUUGAAAAUGUGACAUCAACACAUUGUGUCCUGCCCGGCUGAGCUCGCAGCUCCCCUCAACGCUCUGUGUGAAGUCUAAUGUUUCCCACAAUGCAUUUUGAUAACUUCCCCGGUCAGGAAACUUAAUCCUGAGCUAUGGGACGCUUGGUGCGCUGAGGAAUGCCAUUAUGUUAGACACGCUAAGAGUGUGUGUGUGUGUGUGUGUGUGUGUGUGUGUGUGUCCAGUCAGAUUCCCUGCAGGUGAAAUCACUGUUAGCUGUCAGGCAUUUCAUCAUUUCUCUCUCUGGAUAUCAACAGUGUGCAGCAUCUGGCUCGCUCCCAUGAGUCAAAUCUAACCUCUGAGAGAUCCAACACGCACACACACACACACACACACACACACACACACACACACACACACUGCUCUGUAUAUGUAUCAGCUGACAGUUUGAAGCAGAGGGUGACAGAAACCUCUCUUGUGUAAAGAGGCUCUUAAAGUUGAGAAACUAAACUAAACUGUGAGUUUGGACCGACUCUGACUCUAAAUCUCACACGCAUGCGUUAAGAGUGUCCGAGAUAAUCAGUGAUAGUUAAGAGUUUGCUCUAAAUUAGUCUCAUUCUUCAGUCGGUUGGUGUUUGAGUGAAAAAAACCCAUUAAAAAUGUCAAUAACAGAUAUUCUCUUAAAUCCAAUAAGAAAACAAAUGCGAAGGAAAAAUAAAUGCAGUGUUUGAUUUGUUCGAACCAGCAGCAGCUGAUGAAUUAAUUUUCUUUUAUUCCUUGCGAAGGGUAUUUACUCAGAAAUCUGUCCUUCGUGUUGAAAUACAGUUUCAUGCAGCGCAGCUCCAAACAACCACAUGACUUUUUAAACCUCAGCAGGAGAGUUCGGUGGAUUUUGUUUAACUUUUUCUCAGAGCAGUGAUGACUCGCUCGUAUCAGACCUUGUAUCUGCCAGGAAACCUUUUCAAGAUUUGAUAGCGUUGAAGAAAAAGAAGAAGGCGCUCUCUAAAACCUUCGGUCAGAAGAAACUGAGUUUCCUAUUCUAGCAAGUUUUGUGCCAAUGAACAAUGCAUCAAGUUUAAAGGGACAGUUCACCCAAAAAUCAGAAACACACGUGUUCCCUCUCACCUGUAGAGCUGUUUAUCCAUCUCGGUUGUUUUGGUGCGAGUUGCCAGGUUUUGGAGAUAUCGGCCGUAGAGACGUCUGCGUUUUUGAAUAUAACGGGACUCUAUGGCGCUCGGCUUGAGUGAGACGUUGCUGUUGAGUUUAGUAUUUAAAUGUAUUGUUUUGGCGCUUUGAGCCCCACAAGCCGAGCGCCGUAUACAGUAGUCCCAUUAUAUUCAAAAAACGCAGACGUCUCCACGGCAGAUAACUCAGCAACUCGCACCAAAACAACCGAGAUGGAUAAACAGCGCUACAGGUGAGAGGAGGAAUAUGUGUUUUAGAUUUUGGGGGGAACUGUCCCUUUUUUUAAAGAAAGUUUUCUACCGGGAUUAAUUAAAUUAAUUUAAAUCAGGAAGUCACAUUAGGACACUCAAGCUCAGCACAUUGUUCAACAGUUUUUACAGCUGUACAGCGUUUUUGCAGAGAUAGAGCUAGAUAAGCGAGCACCGGUCCAUUAGUUUCCCUGCAGAGCUAAUCGAGCUGGAAACUCUGCAACACUCAACAGAUUUCUGUUUGCUUUCUGUUUGUUAUUUUGUUCCAGACUUUAUAUAGUAUAGGACAUAAGCAUUUGAAUGCUGACAUUUGAUUUUACUCAUUUAAAGUUACUUAAUUUGUCAAAUAUCCAUGUUUUUCUCCCCCCCAGUCAGUUUAUCAUAGAAAACAUAGAAGUUCCACACUUAAACAUGUCGUAGUCCCAGACCCAAUGACAUCUCUAUACUCAGCUCUGCGUUCCUACAAAUUACAUCUAUAUUGUACAAAUCCACACAUCGUGAUUUACUUCUGACUUUCGUGCGGGAGACUGGACAUCGUCUGCCCUCACAAACCCAGGGCUCCACGAUGAGGAUUGUUUGGAAGGAAGUUCGUGGUCUGUUUUGCAGGGGUGGUGGUGGUGCGGGGGCUGUUUCAUAAACUGUGGGAUUUAUCUCAACUGCCUUUUUUUUUUUUUUUUUUAUUGCCUAAUUCCUAAAUCCUCGUGUGGAGAAGUUGGCGAGGCUGCAGAGAGGCGCGAUCCAGUCCAGAUCCAGCACAAAGACUCUUUUGUUUCUGUGGGACAGAAACCAGGAGAAAGUCAGAGUGAUGGAUAUGCACCAGCUAACGUUUGUCUUUCCUCAGCAAAGAAGAUUUUCUUCAGCCAAACUUUCCCUCGGUUGACGACUGGAGUAGAAAACCUGCAGGUUGCUGGUUCGAAAUCCACUGACGAAACCGGAGUUUCUCCGUCAAAAGGUAUGUUGAAGAUAAAUCAGUUCAGUGUCUGUGCUCGGUGGACUGAAGGACAGAAGAGCUCAGUACUGGACAUACGAAGCUCAUCAGGAAAAAAUAAACAAGUUCGUCCAGUCUGAGCAUGUGCAGUGAGCAGCGUGUCCGAUGUCUGCAGGUGGUUUUAUCUGAUGGGAGACGUCACUCUCCUUCCUGCUUCCACCAGACUGGAAUGUGGCUGCCGGCCAAUAAGAGCAUCAGAUGCAAGUAGAUGUAAUGAAUGUUUCCCAGCGAAGGUGAUUAAUUAAAACGCCUGGAGGAAGCUGAACUCUGCUGCCGGACGUGUGAUUAAUUAAGAAGAGCAGCAGAUGAAAGUCGCAGCCCGAGGCUUGAGGCUUCUUCUGGAUCCUCUGAGACUUUCACUGUGGAUCAGAGGAGCUGCUUCUCUCAUCUUUAACCCUUCACACCAAACAGGAGACACACCAGGAACUUCUUCAAACCUUUAUGUUUUACCUCAGGUGUGCUGAACUCACAUAUUAAUGGGUUCAGUUUUCAGAUGCAGACAUGUUGUUGUCUUUUAAAAGCAAGUAGAAAAGAUCAAAUUCAACAUUCAACAUUGAAAAAUCACAUUUUAUUUCUUGGAUUUGUUUUUUUUUUUUAAAAUGUAGUUUGGGUAGUCGGCCCAAGCAUCGAUAAGCAGACACACCUGUAUAAAAAACUAAAUAAGAUUUAAUAUUAUUAAAAUAAAAAACUUUUAACACA